Helianthus annuus (common sunflower) is the source of this 3879-nucleotide messenger RNA. Its product is annotated as importin-5. The record is from RefSeq and is a predicted model, not a curated record. Gene Ontology annotation, molecular function: protein binding; nuclear import signal receptor activity. Gene Ontology annotation, biological process: protein import into nucleus. Gene Ontology annotation, cellular component: nucleus; cytoplasm. The transcript has 19 exons. Lineage: Eukaryota; Viridiplantae; Streptophyta; Magnoliopsida; Asterales; Asteraceae. The coding region runs from base 108 to 3446 and encodes 1112 amino acids.
AUAUCUGCCCCUUUGCCCUAAUUACUCAUCCGCCCCAAUCCAAUCACUCUCUCAAUUCCCUCCGUCAUCGCCACCGUCAAUCCACCACCCUUCUCACUCCACCGGCGAUGGAUCCUCAAGUUCAACAAGCACAGCUAGCGGCAAUACUCGGAGCCGAUCCAGCGCCGUUCGAAACCCUAAUCUCUCACCUCAUGUCUUCAUCCAACGAGCAACGAUCGCAAGCAGAACUUAUAUUCAAUCUAUGCAAACAAACCGAUCCAAACAGCCUCUUUCUCAAACUCGGCCACAUGCUACAACUAUCUCCUCAUAUAGAGGCUCGUGCCAUGUCAGCAAUUCUGUUACGGAAGCAGUUGACUCAGGAUGAUUCGUUAGUAUGGAACAUGUUAUCUUCUGAUACUCGUUCUUCAAUUAAAUCUAUAUUGUUAACUUGUGUGCAGAAAGAAGAGGCUAAUUCUAUAAUGAAGAAGUUGUGUGAUACGAUUUCGGAGCUUGCUUCGAGUGUUUUACCGGAUAACGGUUGGCCCGAGUUGUUACCGUUUAUGUUUCAGUGUGUUUCGUCGGAUAAUCCGAAGCUGCAAGAGUCAGCUUUUUUGAUAUUUGCUCAAUUGUCACAGUACAUUGGCGAGACGCUGAUUCCGCAUAUAAAGCAUCUGCACGGGGUGUUUUUGCAGUGUUUGACUACUUCUCCGAGUUCGGAUGUGCGGAUUGCUGCGUUGAGUGCAGUGAUUAAUUUCAUUCAGUUCUUGAGUUCGAGUGAUAGAGAUAGGUUUCAGGACUUGCUUCCUGCGAUGAUGACUACGCUUACGGAAGCUUUAAACGGUGGGCAAGAGGCGACUGCGCAAGAGGCGUUGGAGUUGUUGAUUGAGUUAGCCGGGACCGAGCCGAGGUUUUUGAGAAGACAAUUAGUGGAAGUGGUUGGGUCUAUGUUGCAAAUAGCGGAAGCGGAGGCGUUAGAAGAGGGGACUAGACAUUUAGCGAUUGAGUUUGUGAUCACUCUAGCGGAAGCUAGAGAAAGAGCGCCUGGUAUGAUGAGGAAACUUCCGCAGUUUAUAAGCAGGUUGUUUGGUAUAUUGUUGCGUAUGCUCUUAGAUAUUGAGGAUGAACCCGCUUGGCAUACUGCUGAGAAUGAGGAUGAGGAUGCUGGAGAGUCUAGUAAUUAUAGUGUCGGUCAAGAGUGUCUUGAUCGGUUGGCUAUUGCUUUAGGUGGGAAUACGAUUGUUCCUGUUGCCUCUGAGCAGUUACCGGCUUAUUUGGCCGGUACUGAAUGGCAGAAACGUCAUGCUGCACUUAUUUCUCUUGCGCAAAUCGCUGAGGGAUGUUCAAAGGUAAUGAUCAAGAAUUUGGAGCAAGUGGUGUCGAUGGUUUUGAAUUCGUUCCAAGAUCCUCACCCACGUGUGAGAUGGGCUGCAAUUAAUGCAAUUGGGCAAUUGGCUACUGACUUAGGGCCAGAUUUGCAGGUUCAGUAUCACCAAAGAGUGCUUCCAGCUUUAGCCACUGCUAUGGAUGACUUUCAAAAUCCACGAGUUCAGGCACACGCUGCUUCAGCAGUGCUAAAUUUCAGUGAAAACUGCACCCCUGAUAUCUUAACACCCUAUUUGGAUGGAAUAGUGAGCAAACUGCUUGUAUUGCUACAGAAUGGUAAACAAAUGGUACAAGAAGGGGCCUUGACUGCUCUAGCAUCAGUUGCUGAUUCAUCACAGGAACACUUCCAAAAAUAUUAUGAUGCGGUUAUGCCCUAUUUAAAAGCUAUACUAGUGAAUGCGAAUGAUAAAGCUAAUCGUAUGCUUCGAGCGAAAGCUAUGGAAUGCAUUAGUUUGGUUGGAAUGGCUGUCGGGAAAGAAAAAUUUAGAGAUGAUGCCAAGCAGGUGAUGGAAGUGCUCAUGUCAUUGCAAGGAUCUCAAAUGGAGACCGAUGAUCCCACCACCAGUUACAUGCUUCAAGCGUGGGCCCGGCUAUGCAAGUGCCUAGGACAAGACUUCCUCCCAUAUAUGAGUGUUGUCAUGCCUCCACUGCUUCAGUCUGCUCAACUCAAACCUGAUGUCAUCAUUACCUCAGCGGAUUCAGAUAAUGAAAUUGAUGAAUCAGACGAUGAAAGCAUGGAGACGAUCACACUUGGUGAUAAAAGAAUAGGGAUCAAGACUAGUGUUCUAGAGGAGAAAGCAACAGCUUGCAACAUGUUGUGUUGUUAUGCCGAUGAGUUGAAGGAGGGUUUUUACCCAUGGAUUGAUCAGGUUGCCCCAACCUUGGUGCCACUUCUGAAGUUUUAUUUCCAUGAAGAAGUUCGAAAAGCAGCUGUUUCCGCCAUGCCUGAGUUGUUGAGGUCUGCAAAGUUAGCCAUAGAGAAAGGUUUAGCUCAAGGUCGUAAUGAAUCUUAUAUAAAACAGCUCUCUGACUACAUAGUCCCCGCUUUGGUUGAAGCUUUGCAUAAGGAACCUGAUACGGAAAUCUGUGCAAGUAUGCUGGAUGCUUUAAAUGAAUGUAUACAGGUAUCUGGACCACUUCUAGAUGAAAACCAGGUGAGAAGCAUCGUGGACGAGAUAAAACAGGUGAUCACCGCAAGUUCAAGUAGAAAAACCGAAAGAGCCGAAAGGGCUAAAGCUGAAGAUUUUGACGCUGAGGAAGGAGAACUGCUUAAAGAGGAAAACGAGCAAGAAGAAGAAGUCUUUGACCAGAUUGGUGAAAUACUUGGAACAUUAAUAAAAACAUUUAAAGCCUCUUUCCUGCCUUUCUUUGAUGAGAUGUCGUCGUAUUUGAUGCCUAUGUGGGGCAAGGACAAAACAGCUGAAGAAAGGAGGAUUGCUAUUUGCAUCUUCGAUGAUGUGGCAGAGCAAUGUCGUGAAGCCGCUCUAAAGUAUUACGAUACAUAUCUUCCUUUUCUUCUUGAAGCGUGCAAUGACGAGAGUCCAGAUGUUCGACAGGCAGCUGUAUAUGGACUUGGAGUCUGUGCAGAAUAUGGCGGUUCUGCUAUAAAACCACUUGUUGGAGAGGCUUUAUCAAGGCUAAAUGUUGUAAUUAGACACCCUAACGCUCUUCAGCCUGAAAAUGUUAUGGCGUAUGAUAAUGCUGUUUCUGCUUUGGGGAAAAUAUGUCAGUUUCAUCGGGAUAGUAUCGACUCCACUCAGAUUAUUCCCGCAUGGUUAAGCUGUUUGCCAAUUAAAGGAGAUCUUAUUGAGGCUAAAGUUGUUCACGAACUACUUUGUUCGAUGGUGGAAAGGUCAGACAUGGAACUUCUGGGCCCCAACAAUCAAUAUGUGCCCAAAAUAGUUUCGGUAUUUGCUGAGAUUCUUUGUGCUGGAAAGGAUCUUGCAACAGAACAAACAAUUAACCGAAUAGUCAACCUACUGAGACAACUUCAACAAACGCUGCCACCCGCCACCUUUGCAUCAACAUGGGCAUCCCUGCAGCCACAGCAGCAACUUGCGAUACAAUCCGUCCUUACAUCUUAAACAUCAUCAUUCAUCAUAUACAUAUACACACAAGAAGCUUCUAGAAACAUCCGCUUCUCGCUCUUUGUGGAAAUUGGUGUUGGUUUUUUAAGCGAGUCACCCAUUCUUUGCGACAUAAGAUCAUUUUUUCAGCGUGAUGUCAUGCAACAACCUCGGAUGGGUUGUUUGGUUGGUUGGUUGAGUGUGAACAAAAUGGGAAGAAAAGUUGUUUGAUAUUUGAUUUUGUAUAUUGGUACUAUUUUCGGGUCGGGUUCGUGUUGUUUGGGUCAGUCUGUCGCCAAGAGUUGUUUUAGGAAAGCAACUUUGGUUGGAGUUUUGGGUGGUUCAUUAUUUUUGAUAUGUUGUGACAUAAAUUCAUUAACUUAUUAAUUUGGUGUUUAAAACUGAAUAUUUAUGUUUAUUUGAUAAAAACAAGCAUAGUGUUUUUUUUUAA